This is a messenger RNA of Nerophis lumbriciformis (worm pipefish), 450 nucleotides long. NCBI's taxonomy places the organism in Eukaryota, Metazoa, Chordata, Actinopteri, Syngnathiformes, Syngnathidae. The record is from RefSeq and is a predicted model, not a curated record.
AUGAGUUUAUUUUUGCCAAAAUUGAGCUGUAAAAAAGAAAUAGACGACGUAAUCAAGAGAGUGGCAGAAAAGGUGGUUGUUUUAAGGUUUGGGAGGGAUGAAGACUCUGUCUGUCUUCAAAUAGAUGAAAUUCUCUCAAAAACUGCACACGACUUGAGUAAUAUGGCGUCUAUCUACAUCAUUGAUGUGGAUAAAGCUCCUAUUUACACCAGAUACUUUGACAUCAGUUACAUCCCGUCAACUGUGUUCUUUUUCAAUGGUCAACACAUGAAAGUGGACUAUGGGUCACCAGAUCACACCAAGUUUGUUGGCAGCUUCAAAACCAAGCAGGAUUUCAUGGAUCUUAUUGAGGUCAUAUACAGAGGCGCCAUGCGGGGGAAAAUGAUUGUCCAGAGUCCCAUCGACCCUAAAAACAUCCCGAAAUAUGACCUUCUAUAUCAUGGGAUUUAA